AGAUAACAGUUGUCAACAGUAUCAGGGAAUAACAAAAUUAAUUUGUUAAACAUUUUAAUCACAAUUAAGGUGCAGGCCAAUAAUUCAACCUCGUCAGUCAGUCGACGAGGUGUACAAGAUGAGGAGCGUCUUGGUCUCACUGAUCUCACUGGUGUUGGUGGCUGACGCCGCCAAGAUCCUGGGCGUCAUCCCCACACCAUCGUACAGCCACCAGAUAGCCUUCAGAAGUCUCUGGUCUGAACUGUCCUUAAGAGGCCACGAAGUCACUGUGAUCACCACCCAUCCAGUCAACAACGGCACCUUGAAGAACCUCAAAGAAGUGGACAUCAGCUUCGUCAAGAAGUACUUGGAAGAACGCUACGAGGGGGACAAAGUACUGGAGGCCCUGAACAACGGCGUCAUGGCCACGUUGAAAUUCAUCGAAGACAUGCUCAUCGACACGUCCAACCAUGUGUUGGACCACAAGGGGGUGCGGGAGAUCAUGAAGCAGAAGAACGGCACCUACGACGUCGUCUUGGUUGAGAGCCUGUUCCCUGAGAUGAACGCCUUUGGAGACCUCUUCGGUUGUCCGGUCAUUGGAGUCAUAUCUUUGGACGCUCCAGCAAAUUUGUAUGGGUCUUUGGGCAACCCAACUCACCCAGCAGUGUACCCGGACGUGGUGCUCCCCUUCAGCGCCCCGCUGACCUUCUCGGAAAGAGUCGUGAGCACGAUCUACAACCCCCUGAGGGAGGUGCACCGAAAGUACAGCUUUAACCCUCGCAAAGAGGAGGUUUUGAGACGCCACUUCCCUACUGUGUCCAAGUCUUAUAAUGAAGUUUACGGGAACAUGGAGAUGGUGUUUGUGAAUUCACACCCUGUAUUACAGGGGGUUAGGCCGUUGGGCCCGUCGAUUGUCACCAUUGGAGGCACCACUAACAUUGAAACCCCUAAACCUUUACCUAAGGACCUGAAACAAUUCAUGGAUGAGGCCAAAGAAGGAGUCAUUUACUUCAGCCUAGGGAGCAACGUUAAGAGCAAAAACCUGAGCGACAAGCUGAGACGAACCUUAAUAUCUACUUUGGGUAAACUAUCCUACAAUGUGCUUUGGAAGUUUGAAACAAACAUGACCGAUUUACCUCAAAACAUUAAGAUCAUUAGCUGGGCACCACAACAAGACAUACUAAGACACCCCAACGUGAAGCUGUUCAUCACGCAAGGAGGUCUGCAGUCACUACAAGAGGCAAUCAUGUACGAAGUACCCUUGGUAGUAUUCCCCUUCUUCGGUGAUCAAGCCCACAAUGCCAGAAUAGUCGAAAACAGAGGCUUGGGCAAAAGACUGGUGCACUCGACUUUGGAGGCUCAGGAGUUCGAGAGAGCUGUGGUUGAAGUAAUCACUAACAAAAAGUACAAAGACAACGUGAUAAGAAUGAAAACGUUGAUACUCGACGAACCGAUGAGUGGAGUGGAAAAAGCUGUUUGGUGGACCGAAUAUGUGAUCAGGCAUAAAGGGGCCAAACAUUUUAGGGACCCAAUACUUGACCUCUCCCUCCUUGAAUAUUAUCAGAUUGAUGUUUAUGCUUUUCUGACUGUCGUUACCAUUUUCGUCUUGUUUACUUUUUACUAUGUUUUCAACGUUGUUUGUCGCCUCCUUAAUAAGUUAUUAAACAGAAAUAAAAAGCUGAAAGAAUUGUAAACAAGUGUAAAUAAAUUAUAUGAUCAAAA
Molecule: messenger RNA, 1701 nt
Organism: Aethina tumida (small hive beetle)
Lineage: Eukaryota; Metazoa; Arthropoda; Insecta; Coleoptera; Nitidulidae
Product: UDP-glycosyltransferase UGT4-like
Exons: 6
Coding region: 119-1672 (517 amino acids)
Molecular function (GO): UDP-glycosyltransferase activity
Source: RefSeq, a predicted model, not a curated record